UAAGGAGCGGGAGACUGAGGCAGGAAGGUUGGAGCUGGCCAGGGGCCACCCGCCAAAUGUCACCCGGGGGUGCGCGUGGGCGGGGGCAAAGCUUCAGCGCUUGGCUGGCGGUUGGUCCUGCGCUGGCGGUUGGUCCUGCUCGCGGCUAGCAGGACCCCCUAGGUCUCGAGGGACGGAUUCUAAACCACUGCACGUUGCCCAGGAGACCCCAGUGAUGGCACUGUGGACUCGCCUGUAUGGCCGCGUCCUGGAAAGCUCUAGGGUGAUGCCCACCAUCAGUGAAGAAGGCCCUUCAGGAGGAAGUGAAAACCAUGGAUCUGGCUGCCCUUCACAACCAGAUGCAGAUUCCCAUUUUGAACAGCACAUGAUGUCCAUGCUAGAAGAAACAGACAUUGCUCAGAGCACACUGAUAGAGACUCAAGAAACAUUGGCGUUGACCCAGGGGAAAUUACUCGAGGUUGGUCAUGAGAGAGAUUCGUUGCAGAGACAACUCAAUACUGCGCUUCCACAGGAGUUUUCAACGCUUGCAAAAGAGCUCAACAUUUGCAGGGAACAGCUGCUUGAGAAGGAAAAAGAAAUUGCUGAACUCAAAGCAGAAAGGAACAACAUGAGGCUGUUCCUGGAACAUCUGGAGUUCCUUGUCUCCAGGCAUGAACGCUCUCUCGAAACGACUGUGAUGAAGCGGCAGGCGCGGUGUCCUGCCGGUGUGUCCACAGAGAUGGAAGUGCUAAAAGCACUGACAUUCUUAUUUGACCACCACAAGACCCUGGACAAAGAGGUGCGAGAGCAAUUACGUGUAGCACUGCAAAGGUGCAGCUUGCUGGAAGAGGAACUGGGCGCCACGCACAAGGAGCUAAUGACUCUUAAAAAACAGAAUAAUGAGAAAAAAUCACCAAGAGAUGGAGUGCUUGACCAUGAACAAGAAGAAACACCAAGCACUAAUGGAAAGUUGCUAGCUUGCAGAGAAGAAGAACGAGAUGACAAGACAACGAUAAAAUGUGGAACUUCCCCUCUCUCCUCUCCGAAGUCCCUUCAGCUAGACAGGCUGCACACAGGGGCAUUGCAAAUAGUCAGCCACGAGGACAUCAGGGACAUGCAAAAAUCAAAAAGUGCCCAGGAUGGUCCUGUGAGCAAUCCCAGUAGCAGUGACAGCAGGCAGGACUCGCCCCACAAAGCCCCAAAGAAGAAGGGCAUCAAGUCCUCCAUUGGUCGUUUGUUUGGCAAAAAGGAAAAGGGUCGGCCUGGACAAACUGGCAAAGAAUCACCAGGACAAGAAACCUCAUCUCAGGAUGCGUUCCGACUUAGCAAAUUGGGAGGAAAGGCUGAAAAAAAUCAAAAAUUUCAAAAAAACUCGACAGGCUCCCAGGAAGGUCCUGUGAACAAUCCCAGUACCAGUGACAGCAGGCAGGACGCGCUCCACAAAGCCCCAAAGAAGAAGAGCAUCAAGAUUUGGGGGCUUUUCUUCUCUUUUGUAGCUGUUGUUUCUGAAACGGAAAACUCAUCUCAGGAUGCCUUCCAACUUAGCAAAUUGGGAGGAAAGGAUGAAAAAAAUCAUCAACUUCAAAAAAAGCCUGAGUUGCUGGAGGAAGCCCAGAGGCAAGGCUUACCAUUUUCACAGUGGGACGGGCCAACCGUGGUUGAAUGGCUGGAGCUCUGGGUUGGGAUGCCUGCUUGCUAUGUGGCUGCCUGCAGAGCAAAUGUGAAAAGUGGGGCCAUCAUGUCAGCUCUGUCAGACAGACAGAUCCAGCAAGAGAUUGGCAUCAGCCACCCUCUGCACAGACUGAAGCUGCGGCUGGCCAUCCAGGAAACCCUGUGGCUCACCAGCCCUUCGGCUCCACCCACAUUGAAAAAGACCACAGGAAAUGUCUGGUUAACACAUGAAGAGAUGGAAACACUCGCAGCCACAUCUCAGAUGGAAGAUGAGGAGGGAAGCUGGAUUCAGACACUUGCAUAUGGGGACAUGGACCACGAGUGGAUUGGCAAUGAGUGGCUGCCCAGCCUGGGCCUACCUCAGUACCGAAGCUAUUUCAUGGAGUGCCUUGUGGAUGCUCGGAUGCUGGACCACCUGACCAGGAAAGACCUGCGGGGGCGGCUGAAAAUGGUUGACAGUUUUCACAGGAACAGCUUCCAGUGUGGACUUAUGUGCCUGAAAAGGUUAAAUUAUGAUCGUAAAGAACUGGAAAGAAGAAGAGAAGAAAGUCAGCAUGUAGUUAAAGAUGUGCUUGUUUGGAGCAAUGAUCGAGUGAUUCGCUGGGUCAUAUCCAUUGGCCUUAAAGAAUAUGCAAACAACCUCAUAGAGAGUGGGGUUCAUGGCGCACAGCUGGCCUUAGAUGAAGCCUUCGAUUACAACACAUUGGCCCUGUUGUUACAGAUCCCGACAGAGAACAGAAAGGCUCGAAAUGUCUUGGACAAAGAAUUUGCCGACCUUUUGGUCCUUGGGACUGUCAGACGUUUUGAUGUUGAGCAUGACAAACACUUUAGGAGAGCACCUUCAUGGAGAGAGAAGGUUAGAGAAAAGGCCAUUCAUGGCGUGGCAACUGGGUCAUCAGAGACACUCCCUGCAAACUUCCGAGUCUCUUCUUCCAAGUCUUCCCACUCUGUGCAGCCCAAUGAGAUCCAGAUGGAUGGCAGUGUAUCAGAAACACAGAAGUUGGAUUCUGCGACAGUCAGGACUUCCUCCCGUUAAGCCUCCUGUUGGUGAGUAGAGAGCAGCGUAAUCCCUGGAGAUCAUCCCUGUACAGCAGGGUGAAGCUGUAACAGGGCUAACAGUGUGGGUUUAGACCAUGCCAAUUUACAUGGGGAUCUUCAAAAUGACAGAAAUAGUAGCUCUGUACCCAUCAAGGCGAUUUUGGUUUUUAGCUGACCAUAAAGAGGGCUGUGUGUCAUUUUUGUUCUGUUAACUUUUAUUUUUAUUAGUAAGUUAGUUGUACUUAAAUUCAUCAUGGAGAGUUGGUACCUGUACUAGGACAUCUUAAAUCUUUUUACCUCCCCUCUCCUGUGUCCCUUGUGUCUCCAGUUUUAAAGAAAAACACGUGCCACUGAGUAAAUCCUGGAAAAACAGGACUUUUUGUCUUGUAAGCUGACAAUAAAUUGCACCUUGAGCAAUCUUGCAUCUUGCCUGAUUUAGGAGCCCAGUUCUCAAAUGAUCUGUUUUUGACAGUGGGUUAUUACCGAGAUCCUCCUUUACCAUUUGUUAAUAUUUAUCUAACUUUGCCUGUCUGUAUUUGUUUUAUGAAGUUGGGCAUGUUAUUAUUCAGUGUGUUUAUAAUCGUCAUCCCUUCCUAUGGAAUUAUUCACUUCACCUAUGUGUAGUGACUUUCUUUGUCUCUUCUGACUAGUUUUGGCUUGAAGUCUACUUUGUCUAAAGUUAAUAUCACUACAAAAUUUACACAUUUUGGGUUUUGUUGUAAAACAGAGAAAAAAAGUGAUCUAAAGGAUACAACUGCAAGUGUGUUUAGGUGUGUUAAGAUAAAUGAACAUAUUACUAAAUUUUUGUUGGAUCACUGAACACAACUGUUUGCAGUCUCACUGUUUGAAUGUCCACUUUGUAUGCUUUAAUACUGUAACUUGAACAACCAUUUCUAAGAUGACAAUAUGUAAUCUAUUAUAAUUUCUUACCUUUUUUUGCAAUUCUGUAUUACUUGUACCAUUAUACUGUUUUUUCUUUUUUUUUUCUUUUAAAUAAAAAAAAUAAAGUUAGGAUCACUACUUCUUUCUCUUUUCCUGCGUGGAAUAUUAUUUUCCAUCUUUUGAUCUUUAAUCUGUGAAUUUCUUUUUGAAUUAAAUGUGUUUCUUGAUUCCUGCGUAUCAUAGGAUUUUGUUUCUGGAUCAGUUCUGCCAGUCUGUGUCUUUUGGUGGGGAAUUGAAACCAUUUCACACUGAGAGUUUUUACUGAAAACUAUCGACUUAUUCUUGUUGAUAUUCCUUUCCUUUUUUUUUUUUUUUCUUUUGCUUAACUGCUCAUCACACCGGGUAUAUUCAUUCUUUUUGAUUUAUUGACAUUGUUGGCUUUAUUGUUGUUUUCCAGAAAUACCCUUAAAAUUUUUGUUUCUUUUUAAAUCUAUUUUACUUUAAAGAGAAAAAAAAGAAAAACAAACAAAAUUUCAAAGCACAAUAAUUAGAGAUUGUUAUCUUCAAGUCAGUUGAAAUUUUUUGGUAAUGCUGGUUUGGUGGCCAUGAAUAUCUUGUCUUCUUGUAAUGGAAAUACUUUAUGUCUGCAUCAGUUAUGAAGGAGAGUUUUGCAGGAUGCAUAAGUCAGGUUUGGAAGUUAUCUUUUAGAGCUCAAAACACUUCAGUCCUCCUGGCCUUGAAGUUUUGUGUUGAGAGGUCUGGUGUAAUUUUAAUGCGUUUACCUUUCCAUGUAAUUUGUUGCUUUUCUGUAAUAGCACUUAAGAGUUUGUCUCCUGUGAUAGGUUUCUGGUACUAAAAGUAUAAUAAGCUCUCUUUUGAUCAUGCCUCCACUUAUUGGUGUGCUUGUUUCUUUUCCUGUAUUUGGGGAGUUUUCUGCCAUUAUUUCAGUGAAUAUUUUUAUGCUGUUAGUGUUAUCUUCUGAUUUAUCGCUUUUUCCAAUUACUCAUAGGCUUUUUUGUGUCAUCCAGUGGUUGAGUCCAUUUUUCAUGUUGUCUUGUUGGUUUGUGUAGUUGGUCUCUGAAAGCACCACUGCCUUCGAGUUCUGAAAUUCUGUUCUCACACUGGUCAUUUCUGCAGCCCAAACUUUCAAUAUAAUUUUUAAUCACCUGGAUUUCUGAUUUUAACCUUCUUAUGGACUCCAAUUUUUUUUCUAAACUUGUCAUUAUGGUUUGUAUAGUUUUGUUUAGCUCAGCUAGUUUGUUAUUUGUGUCUUCUGGAAGCGUCUGGAUCACUUUGGUUAUUACUUCCAUUAUCUGCUUCGUUAUGUCUUCUGUGGUCCCUCUGUGUACCUCUCUGAUCUGUUUUCCAACCUCCUUUGAAGUAAUUCUCAUGUGUGGCUUAUCCUGUUCUCUAUCCCCUGGAUUGGCUUCAUGGAGCUAAGAGAUUCUGGAGGCAUUCUGUUGCCUUUUAGUCCCCCGUUUCUCUUGGGCUUUUUGUUUUAUUUUGUGUUAAAUUUAUGGAUGGUUUUAGUGUAAAGACUUUGUUGCUAGUGUAGAAAUCUUUUUAAAUGGUCACUUUUAGUGACAUAUUUUGGGCUAACUACAGUGGUACGUCAGUUGACAAAUUUAAUCUGUUCCCUGAUUCUGGGAAAAAUGGCCACAGUUGCAUCUGUCUAAAAUAGAUGGCCGCAGUCAUGUUGGUCACCAGAUGAAGAGUUUGUAAACAAACAGAAUUUUGCCAAAUGCUUCUGUUUGGAAACCAAAUUAUUGACAAUCAAAAGCAUUUGUGAACUGAGCUACCACUGUGACUCAGGCAGAGAGGUUUUUAUGGGGUUUCAAACGGGAAGUAGAGAGGUAGAGUCCGUGGCUGUCUUUGAUUGGUUUUUGUAAUAUGUUUGAUAAGACCAGCUGUGCAUCACAGUGACCAGCUGUUUCUAAGAAACAGAAGUAGCAGGAACUGAUAUCUGGGCAACUAACAGAAACUCAAGUACACUGGCUGUGGGAGUGUGGGGAUGUUUCUGUCACUCUGCGAUGUGGUUUAACAAGUGUAGAUCUCUUUGCAAUACCUCAGACCACUGAAGCUGUGAAGAAUAUGAUGCCUCACAUGUAGCAUUAUUUCCUCAGAAUAUGAUGUUCAAGGUCAUUUUCUUAGUUCAUCAAGCUUGAUUCCCAGUUCUUCCCAUCCUCUUGCCUAACCCCAUCCUCAGGCAAUUACAGCACACAAGCCUUUCUGUACCUUGCAGCAACUCUCCUCUCUUGUACCUGACAUCAGGAGCUUAUUAUUCUCUUCUCAACUGACUCGGUGACCACACCAAGUAAUAAAAAAAAUCUCUAUCAGAAAAUGAAAUAGUUUUACAAAUACUAAUGAGUUCCUUAAAUACAACAGGGCUCCACUGACACUUUUUCUGGGACAUACUCUUAAAUAGAAAAUAUUCUCAUAGAACAAACUAAAGUAUAUGUAACUCAACUGAAACUAUCCCAUGCAUAUUAUCAGAUCACAUAACAAUGAGAUUGGAAAUCAAUGGCAAAGGAAACCAAAGAACUAGUACACAGAUAUAGCUCAGAGACAUAAGUGCCUGCCUGGCAAGUGCAAAGUAUGGAGUGCAAUUCCAGAUACAUAAAAAGAAAGGAAGGGAUGAGAGAAAGAGAGAGAGAGAGAGAGAGAGACAGAGACAGAGACAGAGAGACAGAGAGACAGAGAGAGACUGAGAGAAAAGGGAUAAACCACAAGUGCUCCAUAAACAAAUGGAAAUUAAAUAACACCAUCCUAAAAAACCAAUGUGUCACAGAUGAAAUUAACAAAGAAAUUGGACAAUUUAUACACUUAAAAGAUAACAGUAGUACAACCAUACUUGAAAUUACAGGACACGCUGAAAGUAGUCCUAAAAGGGAAAUAUUUAGCAUUGAAUAUACUUAUCAGGAAAACAGAACAAGCUCAAAUAAUUAACUUACUGUUGAACCUCAAGCUUAUAGAUAGAGAAGAGCAUGUUAACGCUGAAGAUCAUAUGAAGGAGGAAAUUAUAAAUCAUAACAGAAAUUAAAGAAAUGGAAACUAAGAAAUCAAAGCAAAAAUCCAUGAAUGCAAUAGUUGCUUCUAUGAAAGAUUAAAUAGGAUGGAAAAAAACUCCUUAUCAAAAAGAGGAAGGAAAAGACUCAAAUCCAUGAAGUUGGGAAUCAAAAUGGUGAAAUGACAACAGAUCUCACAGAAAUCCUAAAAGUUCUCUGUUCCUGCCUCAACAAUUGGCAGCUAGUAAGAGACAAAUGGAGUAGAAAUAGAAAGAUUUUUUGAUACAUAAGAAUUACCAUAGCAGGAUCAAGAGAACACACAUAUUCUAAAUAAACCAGUUUCAGUGCCAGUAUGUCUUAAAUGCUAUAAUGUUCUUUGUGGGUAGAUAUUACCAUAAACUGUCCUUUCUUUACAGUUCAAUGUUCGUUAUCUCUAUUAGCAGAAGUUUCUAGCCCAACUGACCUACAACAUUCAGCAGAAAAACACAGGAACAAAGAAACACCAGCCAAUAAGAUGCCUCAAAAUUUUACACCUCCCCAAUAGCUAUCUGGCAGUUAAUAAAAAUAAAAUUCAGAAUGAAACCAAAAAUGAAUAGAGGAAAAUAAAAUGAUCAUAAAACACAAUGCCAUGUCACACUGUCAACAUCAUUUUUCACAUAGAUUAAAAUUUUGAUUCUGACAUUUCUGUAAAAAUAAAAAGACUCUAAAUAGUCUAAUCAACUUUGAUAAGGGAAAAAUUAGAGCUCCAACCCUGCCCAACACAAAUGGUUCUAAAUAUAUAACCUAAGCAUCACAGAGGUCAAUGAAAGGCUGGAGAAACACAGUAAGGUCUAAAAUUCUUAUUCCCUCAAAUUACUGCACAAAACUUUCAAGUCUAGGCACUGAAAUGGAUGUCCAGAUAAUGAGGCAUUUAAAACUCCAAGUAGCUACAACCAGAAAAGAAACUGUCCACACUGCAUUGUGGAAAAAUCCAAGAAAUCACAACAAAGAAAAAACACUAAAAUCCAUUAGAGAGAAAUAUGAAAUAACUUCUAAAAAUAAACCUCUAAGAAUAACUGCAGAUUUCUUAACACAGAUUAUCAGGCCAGGAGAGAUUGAAGGAGUAUAUUAAAUUAGAAUAAAUCAAUGCACAUAAUAAUUACCUACUAAAACAUAUUUCCAAAUUUACGAAGAAAUAAAGAAUUUCCAUGGCAAAGAGUCAUUUAAGAAAUUCAUGAUGAGCAAACCAGCUACAGAAACAUUGAGAAGUUAAUCAAAAGAAAGAAACCAGUAAAAGAAAAUAGUAAUAACUCACAAUUUAAAUAGCUUUACCAAUGAUUCUUUAAGGAUCAUGGACCACAAAGUCAGAGAUUCUAGAGAUUCAAAAAUAGAGCCAGGUGUAGUGACUCCCACAUGAAAACAGCACUGGGGAGGCUGAAGCAGGCAGAUCACUGCAAAUACCAUGGCAGCCUGAGCAACAGUGAGUUCAAGGCCGUCCUGAACUGCAUAGCAACACCCUAUAUCAAAACAGACCCAAAAAAUUGAUAACUCAACUAUGAAUGAAAAUGGUACAAACUACACACUUGACAAGCUCUAUCUAGAGUGUGGACUUGUUAGCUGUAAAAAACAUUCUGAAGAAAAGAAUUAUAAAAGAAACUGUGCAAACAACUAAAUUUUCAUUUUGAGUGAUCAAAUCGUUGGACACAAGUGACAGUUAAUAUAACGUGUACCCUCAGGAAACUCCAGAAGACAUCUAUGUCUUACCUUUUAAUUUUGUAAAUUAGUUUUCUUUGAAAGAAAACACUAAGUCAUUAUAAAUGCAUCAUCAUUGUAAAACUGACCACUUGAGAGUGGUUUUGCUUUUAUUAGAAUGGACUUGAAAGUUUUCUUUUGAUCCAACUAAGUGGAUGAAAAGCAAAGCAUUGUUGAAAUGAAUCCACUUGCUAUUUGGAGUAUCUGAGGAUACUCAUUGCACUGUGAGGUUAAUUUUCUGCCAAAUGAGUGAUCAUGGUAAUAGAUGUAGCUUUACAGCUUGUUUUCCUUGUGUGGUGGCCCUGGGCAUGCAAUCCAGAGCCUCUUGUAAGCUAGGGGAAGCCUGCUCACAGUGACCUACAACCCCAAUGCAUUUGAAUCUUUUUUAAAAAAAUGAUCUUGCUAAUUUUUCCAAUUUGACCACAAGUUCAAAUUGGAAUUAUAGCCAUGGGCCAGUCUACCCAUUUGGCUUUAGAUCUUUAUAUAGACAAUAAAAUUUGAUUUUAUACUCAGGGUGUGAAAGGGAAGAAAUUUAACUCAGCCUAGAUGAGGAUUUGGAGGAUUAUUUUAUAAUAUUCACCCAAAGAGUUCAAUGCAAAACUGUGGGGGAGUUUCAUGCACACACUAGACAUGCAAAGAACUCAGGUAAGGCCUAUAUCCCAUGGCACUGUCCUUCAUGACACUACUCCAGCUAAACACCUAGAGCCCAUGACCACACAUAUGCUCAGCUUAUGCUCACGUAAUACCACACAUAAGUUCAGCUUAGAGGACACGACAAUAUCUCAUGCAAGUCUGUGUCAGGAAUCUGCACUCAAUGGACCACAGGUCAAUGGUGGAAACCAGAAAGGCCUUCCCAGCACAGUGAAGGAUCAGUGUCAUCAGGGAGAGACCUCUGCUUUGAAACCAGGAAGCCAAGUUGAGGAUACUCAUAUUAUGAAAUAAAGCAGCAAUAGGCAGAUUGGUGCUUGAAAAGAACCUCAGCCAUCCUCAGUGACAGGACAGGAGCUGCUCUGACAAUGAGGACAGGUAAGUUCAUAUCAGGAAAUGCAGCGAUAAUAGUUUCUCAAGGAGAAUGAACAGCACCAUCUUCCUCUCCAGUUCUCCUUUGAGGCUGUUGGCAACAAUCGUCAGGUGUUCUUUCCAUAUCAAGAGCCAAGCUGACUCAAUUCAGCCGAGAGUUUCAAGUUGCCCAUUCAUGAAUUCAGCACAGGGCUGCUCUCUCACAAUGUGGGAGGUUGAGACUCUACUUUACGUCAAUUCCCUAUCAUUAACACAGUUUCACUGAUUGGAAUUGCUCUUCAAACAAGGAACAGACUACAUGCAUCUAGAAAAGGUAAACACCUACAGGUGACACAAAGUACAUAGGCUGAUUGUGAGAAGUAGAAAAAUGAUUUAAAUGCCAUACAUGUGUGUUCUUUAUGACCACUGGGGUGAUGUUUUAUAGGCAUUACAGAGGAUAUCUGCCAUACAAUCACCGCACACUGUCCUGACUCCACGUUUUCCUGAAAAUCAGACCUAAAAAGAACAAAAAAGUUGACAGUCCAAAUCUGCCUAUUGCUGCUUUAUUUGCCAUUGCAGAGUACCAAUCAAGCAGGAGAGCAGUGAGGCAUCAUCUUCAUAACAGUGGCCAUCCCCAAGGCAAUGAUCAGCAAGGGCUGAUUCCCAUUAGCUCUUUCCAGUUAGGUCUUACUUUCAGACAUACACACUCUGUCACUAAAAUGAAUACUCUACUUUGGUACUAAGUUCAUUAGCUCAGGAUGAAUAAUUAAUCACCUCUCUGCACAUGAAAGCAUCCAACUGGUAUGAAUCCACCACUGCUACUGCAGAAGUAAGACUCUGAACCAAACAUUUAUAUCUCUAAGGGAAAGUUACUGUGAAAUUUUCUAGAAAGUUGCACUACUUUCUAGUUAAAUGGAGAUGAAAAUAGACUCAGUAAAGAAAAGCACACUAAACUUCACAACUGUCUACAUGUAAAUCCCCAGCACAGUAUCUUCAGAGAAAAUGCUCCUUCAAUGGAAAAGACCCCACAGCACUGUGCGUACCACACACAAAAUGUCAAUGUACACACAUUGACUUAAAUGUGAAGAUACCACCAGGGCCUCGUAUCACCAAAAGGCAUCCUAGUUGAGCUGUUUCUAAGUAGCACACUGGAUUAGAAUAGAGGGUGUGAGGGGCUGGGCAUUUAGCUCAGCAGCGUGAGCACCUGCCUUGCAAGCAGGCGAUCAUGAGUUCGAUCCCUGGUACCGAUAAAAAUGAAAAAGACCAAAAAAAAAAAAAAAAAAAAAGAAAGAAAAAAGAAAGAAAGAAAGAAAAAAAGAAUAGAGGGUGUGUGUGGCUGUAAUUCCAGAACUCUAGGCAGCUAAGCCAAGAUUUCAAGGGAGUGUCCAACCUGAUCAAUCUUGUGGCUUAGAGAAAUAUUCAGUGUGUAUCUGAAAAAAUCAGUCUGAGGAUACACCUAUAAUUCAUUGUGGAGACACACGGUACAAACUCCAGGAAUGCAAAA
Molecule: messenger RNA, 10809 nt
Organism: Cavia porcellus (domestic guinea pig)
Lineage: Eukaryota; Metazoa; Chordata; Mammalia; Rodentia; Caviidae
Product: liprin-alpha-3-like
Exons: 21
Coding region: 215-2686 (823 amino acids)
Biological process (GO): synapse organization
Cellular component (GO): presynaptic active zone
Molecular function (GO): protein binding
Source: RefSeq, a predicted model, not a curated record